CAACUUUUUCGUUUGUUUUUUAGUUUAUAUGAAAGAGGUUUGCAGAUCGACCUCGAGACCAGUAAUAAACGUAGACUCGGACGGUUAUCUUUCGGCAGGAGAGGUUAAACUUAGUCGAGAUUCAUCUGCUUACGAAGUUGGGUUUCACUGUAACCUGACAAUACAAGCUCCGAAAACAUAUCGAGUGAUGAUUGUGGUUCGGCGUGUGAGUAUACGAUUUUACCCAGUAACCCAGAACUCCAAGAUUUGUAUAGAUUUCCUCCGAAUAUUUAACGGCGUUUCGAAUUUGCAUCUCAGCAGGAAGAUAUGUGGUCAAGAAACGUUCGAUUGGAAGAGCGACGAAAUCUACAGCUCGAGACAAACUAGUGCACUAACAGUACAGUUUUUUACGUUUCCAUGGGAUAAGAACUUGGUACGAGAUGGAUUUGACCUUGCUUUUACCGUUUUUAACAUGAGUGAAGAUGGGAAUUGUUUUGGGAAGAACAGAUUCCAGUGUAACAACAGUGCUUGUAUAUCGGACUUCUUGGUUUGUGACGGACACAACAACUGUGGAGACAGAAGUGACGAGUCCAAAAGUGGUCACUCAAAGUGCUUUGACGAACCAUUAGAUUUGGACGCUAGUUUCCCCAUUAGCGGCUUUAUAGUAAUAGUUUUUGCUAUGGUUCUUGCUAUUCUCACCUGUGCCUUUAUAUUGAUACCUUGCUGGAGCCGAUCCCUCAGACUUUUGCGACCUUUUAUGACAACGCACAACAGCAGAGCCAGUCAGUGUGAUUCCCUGCCCGACACCCCUAUGUCAACCAUCAACCAUCGGGAAGUACAAAACAACGAUCGUGUAGAUGACGAUCCACCUCCUUAUGAAGAAGUUGUCGCAGAUCCGCCAUCUAUAUCAACACCUCCUUCUGCCGAAUCUUCAUCUUUUGCUUAAAGACUAUGAGUAUAAAAACUACAUUACCUAGGAAACAUUUCAUGUGACUUAUCAGUGUUCUGUUGCCAUAGGAGAAAGAAAGACCCCAAAUUCUAGGCCCAGGCUGCUGAAAAAAUAACUCCUAAUACUCACUACACUGCCUCCACUUGUUAAUUAAAUAAUAAGUUAAAUUGCUUCAACUGUGUAUUAUGUAUUUCUAUUAUUGUAGGUAAACUAGAUAUAGUAAUUAUAGAGCAAUUUAAAAUUAUAUUUGUGGUCAGAUAAAGUCUUAUGAUAAAUGUCACAACUUGAACUUUAUUACACGAUUUAUGUUUCAAUUACACAAAAAGUGUAUUUAAUAGCUUUUCCAAAAACGUAUUAUAUGAAUGAAAAUAUAUAAGAUGUCGUUCGAUUUUUAAUAGUGAAACUCAUCAAUAUUCUGAAAAAUAUUCAUAUUAAUUCUUACACUUUACUGUACUUAAUAAGUUAGUUAUAUAUUUUAUAAAAAAUGAUAAAACUAAGUUAGAUAUCCAUAACAAAAUACAGGCCCCAAGUUUGUGCCAACCCUAUUGAUAAGCGCAUUUUCUUAUCACCUUUUAUAUAGAUAUACUAUUUUAUUACUGUUCUUUUUUUCCAGUUGUCAAGUUUUCUAUAAUUAUAAUCGUUUGUGUAGUUUUCCACUGAAAUAAAACAUCGGAGCAGUUUUUUUUCCCUGUACAGUCUCAUACAAACGGAAUGAUAACCUGUAUUUUAUGACGUUUAUAGUCAAAGGGAUGAAUGUAUAAGAACUUCUGUUUCUAUAAAAUGAUGGUAGAUUGGUCUAAUAGACAUAGAUCUUUAUUCAACAAAAACAAUCUUUAACGAAAGUGUUUAACACAAAUAUGAUCUUAGCAAGUUACAAAUGUAUUAAAUUUUGUUUGUCAAAUUUUCAUAAUUUUACGAAUAUGGUUAUUUUUUGGAGGGGUCGCUUUAUAUUCUUGUGUGUAUAACAUACGAAUAUGUACCCUAAAAUAUAUAUGUAUAUAUAAACUAACGAUUUGUACGUUGUGUUUUGGACAGUUAUGACACACCAGAACACAAACUACAGAGUGUUGAAUACGUUACAUUAAAACGAUUUUACAUGUGAAAAUAAGCAAGUUACUUGACAGUUACAACCGGUAUAAAGUCGCAGCGGACUGUAUGUAUCAGAACUAUCAGUAGGUAAUGUGAUGUCUGUCUGUCUGAAAAUUGACCGCUGUUGGGAAGAGUUUUCGAAUUUAAAUAUUCAUACGCUCAGAUCUUAAAGAUGUGUCCAGAUCAGGAUAGGGAUAUUCCUUGUAGUUAAGUACAUUAGAAAACAAAGGAAUAUAGAUCAACGGGCUACCUGAGCUCUGCCCACUGCGGGUAUUGAAACCUAGAUUUUUGGUGUUGUAAAUCCAGAAAGUAGCCUUCAAGAAGUCACACCCUAAGUAAAGAGCAGAGACUUGUAACAGUUGAGAACACAAAGUGUCGUCCACGUGUCCCACACAAAGAUCAACACCACAUAAUUAAGAAUUGUUUCUGUCUGAAAAAACGACACGAGUCAUGCGUACAUAACUUGCUUCCAUGACACGUCAAAGCGAGAAAGACUAAUAAUAAGACUAAUAGCUGGACACUGCACCAGGGUAAGCUUAGAGGUCAAGGUUAUUUACUAUCAAACCGAUGUUCUGUGCUACUUGUACCACCCAGAAAUAUAGGCAUUCUACGGAAAUGAGGCUAAUACAGUUGGGGUUCACCACGACGAGGCUUCUAGUCAUACCUCCCGUUCAACCGUUGCAUACCUCAAGCAGCUGGUGAAUUUAGUGGGUAUUCAAGCUAUUCCAUACCAAAACAUACCAGUCAAUCCGCCAAACGCAGCACCUAUGGAUUUCCGUGCAAUCAGACGGAUAGUUGAAACGGGUGUUGAGAAACCGUCGUCUUUGUAUAUGAGAUGGAAUAUGGAAAGCCGGCAAGGAUGAGUGGUGUAUGUAGGACAUGAUAGCUUUACGACAGAGCAUAUCGUAAACGAAGCCACACUACAAAGUUAUUGUCAACAUGCACGGUCGUCAGAUAGAGCAUGACCGGAAUUGGUGACAUGGAUUGUAAUGAUGUUGUGAGGCUCUAUAAUUUUUUUGUUUUAACUUUUUCAAUCCCCUGUCAUUUCCGGGCUCAGGAUCACAAGCUAAGCCUGAUAGAAAUCUCUACUGUUGAUUGGGUCCGUAUUUAUAAAUACAUCUUUAAGUUAUCAUUGUGAUGCUCCUUACAUUAAGGUGAUUGUUUAAUUUAAAUAAAUAUUUCAUUUCAGGUGUAGAUAUGUUAU
Molecule: messenger RNA, 3221 nt
Organism: Limulus polyphemus (Atlantic horseshoe crab)
Lineage: Eukaryota; Metazoa; Arthropoda; Merostomata; Xiphosura; Limulidae
Exons: 3
Coding region: 29-925 (298 amino acids)
Molecular function (GO): protein binding
Source: RefSeq, a predicted model, not a curated record